Messenger RNA from Trametes versicolor FP-101664 SS1, 969 nucleotides. RefSeq lists its product as uncharacterized. Gene Ontology annotation, molecular function: protein binding. NCBI's taxonomy places the organism in Eukaryota, Fungi, Basidiomycota, Agaricomycetes, Polyporales, Polyporaceae. The transcript has 3 exons. The coding region runs from base 1 to 969 and encodes 322 amino acids. The record is from RefSeq and is a predicted model, not a curated record.
AUGGCUACAUCAUCAGGUAACGAAGCUGUUGUGGAUGAUCCAGCGCGACUUCGCGCAAACAUCGAUGAUUUUAUCCGCGACGAGAAAUUCUGGUUGGACGAUGGUACCAUCAUCCUAGUUGCCAGUGGAAUUGGCUUCAGGGUGUACAAAGGCAUCCUGGCCAGCCAUUCGUCCGUCUUCCGCGAUAUGUUCACCGCCGGGAAUGCAGAUAUUCUGGCCGAUGCCACCUGCCCCGUUGUGCAUCUCUCCGACUCUGCCGAGGACCUCCGCCCCUUUUUGCGAGCUAUCCUCCCUUUGGAAGCCAGCUUCCACCUCCACGAGCGCUCCUCUGUCCAGGUCUCACGGGAGGAAGCGAUCGGCGUUGCGCGUCUCGCGCACAAGUACCAAGCCGACGAGCUGCAAGCCCAGGCACUCACCUGCCUAAAGAGCUAUUACGCCCCAUCCCACUACUCCAGCUGGGCGAAGAAGGGCCUCCAGGAGGACAUCCAUUUCCUCCCGUCAUUCCGGCCUGACUACGCCAUCGGCGUCGUCGCCCUCGCGCGCUUGACCGACACCCUAGAGAUGCUCCCACUCGCGUUCUACGACUGCGCGCGGCUCGGGGACAACGUACGCGAGGGCUGGAAACGCAAAGACGGUACCGUCGAGACGCUCAGCGACGCCGAUCUGCAGCGGUGCUUCGAUGGUGCCGCUGCGAUGAGGCGUCGGGCGGCGGCGGCUGCCGCGAAGGUCUUCGCGCCGACGCCGCGGUGCGACGAGGGCUGCACUUCCCAGGGGCGGAUACACGAUAUGUACGACAGGGUCACCGAAUACGGACUGCUGGACGAGCCCCUCGAGCCGUGGGCGAGCACCAUCGAGAGUGCUGCGCAGGGCGUGUGCGAGACGUGCAUGGAACAGUUGCUGGACAGGGCAGACAUGCACCGGCGCGAGCUCUGGUGGGAGCUGCCGUCCUUUUUUGGCCUGGAGAAAUGA